Molecule: messenger RNA, 2001 nt
Organism: Uranotaenia lowii
Lineage: Eukaryota; Metazoa; Arthropoda; Insecta; Diptera; Culicidae
Exons: 3
Coding region: 1-2001 (666 amino acids)
Biological process (GO): DNA integration
Molecular function (GO): nucleic acid binding
Source: RefSeq, a predicted model, not a curated record
AUGUCGGAAAGCAACCGACUAACGGAUGACGGCGACGAGGAAGGCAUGCAUCCUCCUUUUAGAGAGGACGAUCUCUCCGAAGAAUAUCUUUUGGAACAACAGUCUUCCCAAAAUAUCAUCAUUCAACCGAUGUACCUCUCGGACACGGAAGAUACUCCUUCCCCCCUCCCACAGACCCCUUACCCUCAAGUUCCCUUUGUGUUUGGCAAUUCCCCACCAUCACCAGCCCCUCAAGAAGUUAACGAGCUGCCUAAACCGCCCCCUCGCCGUCGGGUUUACCAACCUGAAUCGACGGGGCCCUGGGGGCAUCCUGAACCCACACUGUUGAAAGCCGGAAUGCCGUGGGAAUGGUCCCAUGAAUGUCAACAAGCGUUUAACCGGUUCCGGGAAAUUCUUCAAUCCCCGCUGGCACUCAUGCACUACAAUCCAGACCUGGAAAUAAUCGUGUCGGCGAAUGCAUCGCAUUACGGUAUAGGAGCCCGAAUCGCACACAAAUUGCCUGAUGGUCAUGUCAAGGCAAUUUGUCACGCUUGUCGCAGUCUCACCCCAGCAGAAUCCAACUAUAGCCAAAUCGAAAAAGAAGGCCUUGCCUUAGUUUUCGCCGUUACCCGUUUCCACCGGAUGAUCUUCGCAAGACGGUUCACCUUGGAAACCGACCACAAACCACUUCUGUCCAUCUUCAAACAAAGGCAUUCCUACGUACACGGCGAAUCGGCUAUAACGGUGGGCACUAACCUUACUCUUGUAGUGCAGCGAGAAACACGAUGCGACGAAAUUUUGCAGGAGGUUUACAAGUUUGUGCAGCAAGGAUGGCCAUCGAAUACAUCUGACAUUUGCUCCAAAUUACAACCAUUUGUACAACGUCGAGUAAGUCUUUCCAACGUUGGGCAAUGUCUUAUGUACGGAGAGCGUCUAGUGAUUCCAACCAAGCUGCAACCUAAAGUACUUCAACUGCUACACAAGGGGCACCCUGGUAUCGAGCGAAUGAGGUCAGUCGCCAGAAACUAUGUUUAUUGGCCAGGGAUCGACGAUCAAAUAGCACAACGAGUCAAGGCUUGCAUCGAGUGCUCUAAAGCAGCAAAAACCAACAUCAAAACGAAUCUGCAAAGUUGGCCAGCAGCUGAGCGACCGUGGCAGCGCAUUCAUGCUGACUUUGCUGGCCCCGUCGAUGGAUUUUUUUUCUUAAUCGUGGUAGAUUCGUACAGCAAGUGGCCCGAGGUUAUCUCGGCGAAACGAAUCUCUACCGCUGCGACACUCAACAUGUUUCGAGAAAUCUUCGCCCGGCAUGGUAUGCCGGAAACACUAGUGACCGACAACGGAACCCAGUUUACUAGUGAAUGCUUUGAACGCUACUGUGAGUCCAAUGGCAUUUUGCACCUGCGUACUCCACCAUACCACCCACAGUCGAAUGGGCUCGCCGAACGGUUCGUCGAUACAUUCAAGCGAGGAAUGAAGAAAAUAACAACGGGGGGAGAGGCCCUUCGUGAAGCUAUCGACACCUUCCUCCUGUGUUACCGCUCUACCCCGUGUCGAAGCGCGCCUUCUGGUAAAUCGCCUGCAGAGCUGUUGGUAGGCAGGAAGCUGCGUACCGCACUGGACUUGUUAAAAUCUUCUGCACCACCAACACAGUCCAACCAUUCUGCACAGGAGGCUCAAUUUAAUCGGAAGCAUGGUACGAAGUCGAUCAACUACGAUGCCGGGCACUUGGUUUGGGCAAAACAACAUCGAAACAAUGCCUGGACCUGGGAAGCUGGCCGAGUCAUCGAGCGUGUUGGCCAUGUCUUAUACAACGUCUGGCUGACGAAUGGCCAGAAUCUAGUGCGCUCACACUGCAACCAACUUCGUAAGCGAAACUCUCCAGACCAGCCCGACCAGCAACAAUCUUCGGAUUCAGUUCGCCUACCACUUGACAUUCUGUUGGGUUCCUGCGGAAUGAAUCGAGCUGAAACCGAAUCCACAACACCUGCGCCGGAAAAAGGUUUAUUUCCGAGAAUCAACUAG